ACGGAAGUCAAGCACAACUUCGGUUCCCAAAGGAACGCAGGUACACGCGGAGCGAGCGAUGCAGACAUCAGGCUGAACUAGCUGAUGAUGGAUCUGGCUGCAAUGGCGUCUGAAUUAGCUGAUGGAUGCUCUGAUUGGGUGUUUGGAAGCGCCUGUUUCCAGUUUCGCUUUCCUUUAGCCUAGGUCUGUCACAAAAGUCGAUUUUCAGAUGUCCCUAAGAUCUAAGAAUCUCAGCUUUCCACGGGACCUGGAAGCCGACAGUAUCCAAGCAGACAUGUUGUCUUUGAAGCACUCCAUUAUACAGGGGAUCCAACAACUGUAUCAGACUCAACAGCUCUGUGAUGUCACUCUAGUGGCUGAAGGAAGAAUGUUUCCUUGUCACAGGCCAGUCCUGGCUUCUGUCAGCUUCUACUUCCGGCGCAUGUUUGCAAGCUCCUUCAAAGAAUCCCAGGAACAGGAAAUCGUGCUCAAGGAGCUCUCUCAUUCGUCCCUCCAGACCCUCCUGGAUUACAUCUACACAGGAGAACUAGUUCUCACUUCAGAACUGGCCGAAGAGCUGUUCACAGCAGCCAGCAGGCUUCAGGUCAUGCCCGCACUGCAAAUUAUCAGCAGGUAACAGAGAUCAGGGUUUGGUGCACUAAAAGGUGCAUCUCUGAAAAAUGCGCAGUCAAGAAGCUCCUCGUCCAAAUUUCUCCAGGCUUUUGAAGUUCCAUAUUUCUUAUGCUGAAUCCACAUAGUGAGAUUCAGUAUAAGAAAUAUGCUCCAUUAUGUGACCAGGCCAUGACUGCAUCCUUUUUGUGUGAUGUUUGACUCUCACACAAAAAGGAUGCAGUCGUAGCCUGGUCACAAAACGGAGCAUAUUGGAAUUGGACUCUCGGUGCUCAGCAGUACAUGUGUGUAUCAGUGAAAUGCCACACAAACAGAAUCUUGAUGUAUGUGGUCAUACACAGGUCACACUGAUACACUGCAGGGUUUUAUGAGAAUACAUGUUCAGACUGAUAACAUCAAUGUGGGAAAAUACAAAUAACUGGAACUGCCGACCCCAGCAUACUGUUAGUGCUCCAUGUUCACAUUUAAUUUUUUUUUUUUAAAAAAGCACCAAAAAUUGGAACAAUAAAAGGAAAAGAAUGCGGGAAAUUCUUUGAUCCCUCAUCCUUGCUCACUAGUGUGGCAGAAUAUUGCAAAAUAACGAGGAAUUUAUGCAUAAGUUUAAUAGAUUGCAGAGCAUUGUUUGUCUCAGUGCAGGAUUCAGAAAUCUGGAUGUAGAAUAUUUGUGUUUGGCUUGCAUGGAAUACCCAUAGCUCUGCCCAUGAAUGGGAGCUGUAUAAGGCACAGACAGAGAAUGACAGAAGAUACAGAGAUGAAAACUGGUGUGCCCACUCCCUGGAAUGGCCUACCAGAGCAGGUGAAGAGGGUGCCUUCCUUUGUUGCAUCUAGGAAACCAUGCAAGGCAGUCCUCGAAAACAUUUGGUGGAGGGUGAAUUUUCCCAGUGAAUCCAGCUCUGCAUUUGCUAAUUCUGUGUAUUUUAAUUCUUUCAUGUGUAUUACAUUUAAUGUGCGAUUGCAAUAAAAAAGGCCAACGCCA
Messenger RNA from Heteronotia binoei (common prickly gecko), 1585 nucleotides. RefSeq names its product kelch repeat and BTB domain-containing protein 2-like. Bases 209 to 616 code for a protein of 135 amino acids. Gene Ontology annotation, molecular function: protein binding. The transcript is spliced from 4 exons. NCBI's taxonomy places the organism in Eukaryota, Metazoa, Chordata, Lepidosauria, Squamata, Gekkonidae. The record is from RefSeq and is a predicted model, not a curated record.